Molecule: messenger RNA, 682 nt
Organism: Schistocerca serialis cubense
Lineage: Eukaryota; Metazoa; Arthropoda; Insecta; Orthoptera; Acrididae
Exons: 2
Coding region: 27-437 (136 amino acids)
Source: RefSeq, a predicted model, not a curated record
AAGCGGAGAGAAAAGAAAUCCAAAAGAUGGUCUCAUGGGGGAUUAUUAAAAGGUCAACCAGCUGGUAUAAUAACCCACAUGUGGUUGUAAAGGAGAAGAAUGGUGGAGUCAGGUUGGUUCUGGAUGCCAACAAGUUACAUGAAAUCAUUGUAGGGGCGAGUGAUACACCAGCUAACAUAGACGACAUUUUGCAAAAGUUCCAUGAGUGUAAGUUUCAGACUUCUUUUGAUUUGACUUGUGGCUAUUGGAAUAUCAGUUUGGCCAAGGAAUCUAGGCCAUGUACAGCAUUUUUACAUGAAGGAUUAACAAGGAAGGUAUACAUCCUGAUGCAGAAAAGUUUGCUGCCAUUGCAGAUUUCCCACACCCCAAGAACAAGAAGGAUCUUAAAGCUACAUAUGGCUUGUUUGGCUUCUACCGAAAGUUCACAUCAGAUGUGAUUUAACUAUACUUGCCUUGGUGUUUUGUUGAAACAGAAUGUGGUGUGGGAUUGGACAGAGGAGUCAGAAGAUGCAUCUCAGAGUUUGAAAAAGGAAUUAGUAAAUAAUAAGAUGCUAGGACCUCCAAAUUUUUCACUGACUUUCUGUAUGCAAGUUUUUGUGGUUUGGGGAUAGAAAUUUUCCAAUUGAGAUGGGGGCUGAACACAAAACCAUUGCUUUUGUUAGUAGAACAUUACGACCACAUG